AAGUCAUGUAUAUUAGUCUUUUUCUAGCGUGAUUUUCCUUAAGCCGCUUUUCGAUUCGAUAACACGAAACAUUGGAACGUGAUGAUAACAUGCUUCAGCAAAACACCACGCAAUAUCCCUCUCUGCGUGAUAGCUGCUAUAUUUUUUUUAUGAAUAGACAACAAGGUACUGAACAACAGGCGCCGAAAGAAAAAAAAGAGACAACUUUGUGUGUUUCACACAAUGUGCUUCAAAAUUAAUUUAACUAAUUUUGUUAAUUAUGAUGGGUAAACACCAUUUUGUGUCAAUAGUAAUAAGUGUAUAUUGGUCUUAAUAACUUGGUGCUUGCUCCCUUGCUCAAUACCAGUGUCUUCUGUUCUUUUAAUGCUUACAAGGUUGACCUUUUAGCCAUAACAUAAUACCAGCAAAGGAUCACAAUUAAGUUAGCAGGUUGUCGCAGAAGGAAACGAGAAAAGAAAUUACAUGAGUUUAACCUCCCACUUUCGUCAUAUCACGUUGCUGCGGAAACAAAGUAACUACACAAUAACCGACCGCGGUUAUGAUCAAGGGAAGUCAGUUUGCUUGCAUAUAAAAGACCAUUGUUCCUAUCAUACUUUGGAACUAUUUACAUAUUGUGAUAUGGCAAGAUAACACUCACAGUCCCGUAUUCAGUACAGUGUUUAUCAUAUACUCAUCAAUCAUGCAAGGGGUAAUUUAGUCAAAGUUUUUCAAAAGUGAUUGUUUAUAAAUGUAUUCGUUAAGCGUACUAAAACGAGGUUGUUUCAUACACGAGACUUUUGGGGACUGACUGAGAAAAAGUUUCCUCGUUGAUCCACAAGAUUUAAAGCAACACAACAUUCGCACAAGAUUUAGAUCAAAACUGAGCAAAAUACGUUUCCCCUUCGUCUUGGACAAAAUUGGGAAAAUUCAACUCCUAUCAUUAAGAUUCGUCGAUGCUUUCUUCACCAGUUUUAUUCACUUAGGUUUUUAAUUAUAGGUAUUGAAAUUAUCCUUUUGUAUCUAGUAAGACUGUUUUUCUUGGUAAGCAUUCCAAAACUCCAAUUAAUUAAUUAGUCAUCCAGGCAUUUAACCACAUCUUCUAUUGUCCUUUACUUAUAUGUUUUUUGUUGACUUCGAAUUAGCUGAAAUCGAACUGUGCCAUAAAAAUUACUAGUUUACCUUGGUAAACAAAUAUUUGAAAAUGUUUCAUUGUUAACAUUGAAAACAGGGCCACCACUCGGUUAAGUGUGUGAUUACUCAGGAUCGAAGAAGUGAUUUUCCACAUGAGUGAAAACUGGUUCGGUAAUCCAUCAAAUGCUGUAGUUAACAAAAAAAGCUGACAACAUGACGUUAAUUCUCGCAUUAAUCUUCGUGUGGGCUAUAUCAUCUUUUAGCGUAUAGUCAAGAUCUUUUUGAUGAGGAAAAUAAUACUGAAACAAAAAGAAAUACGUCUACUAGUUCCAUGAAACAAUCACUGAAUAUUGCUUUUUUGUUCUAUUAAUGAAAAAACUUAGUCAUCGGCAGCAUCAUGUCUACGUUCAGAACAAAACAAGCCAGGAUAACUGUCGUCGGACUUUCGAUCAUUAUUCAUAAUUAUUUGCUACAGGUAUCUGGAAACCCUAGCUGCAAUAAUAUCAGUGUACGACUUUGCAAAUUUUAACCUCACGCGAAAAUCAGUAUAUAACGCAAGUUACGAAAAAUGUUUCACGUGCUGGAAUGCUCAUAGUACUUUUAUCACUAAUUUUACCAAGAAUAUUUGAGGCAGCGGCAAACACAUGGCUCAGAUGGCUGACAGUGAACGUUUAUAAAGGUAAUGGUAAGCACGUUAGGUUACUGUUUGCUUUUUUUAUGUCUAUUUUUAACGCACUAUGCUUCACAUGAAAACAAGGUAUUCGCACUACAACAGCAUCUGAGUAAUGAGUCUAGUGAAAUAAAAUUCUCGAAGGGAACCUUCCAGUACUGAGUAUGGAGAUGAUCAGUAAAACCACCGCAAAACCAAUAUCUUUGUGGUUAACUGUCUUAACUACUUCUUCGAAUCAAAUCGUGGGUGAGAUUAUAUAUAGUAACGAAAAAUAGUUUCUCGGAAAAGGUUCAAGACGUUAAUUUUUAUUUCAGAAAGUAUUCCCAGUUGCUGAAAUGUGCAAUUACCUCUGAUAAAAGCUAAGAUGAAUGACAGUCAUAAAAGCAUACCGACACUUAAUCAGAUAAAUUUGAUUUGACAGAUAAUAAUUUAUGGUUCCCAAAAUGGCUGCUAAAUGUUCGAGACAUAUCUAAUAACUAAACUGUUUUAACAGUUUAAAACUUUUCUUCACUUCUAAGAGUCACUUUAUUGCUUAAUCAUCUGCCAAGAACACGAGCUCUAAUAGGACGAACGAACAGAUUUUCUGGCAGUGCGUUUGAUUAUAACCUAUGCCAUGCACUUAUCUCGGAAAGCAGAUGUCUACGGAUAAAAAAAGUUACGAUUAUCGAGUUUCCUGUUUAUGUUUAUUUACAUGUAUAUCAUUUCGAUUACAGGAAGAGAUUUGCAUGGAUAAAACCUUAUGAUGAUGUGAUUUAUCACGUUUUAAACAUGAUGUGAAAUCAUGCUGUGUGAGUACUUGUAAACUACAAAACCGGUUAUGCACUUCACAACUUCUCAAUGCUAUCAGUACAGUGAUUCUGUAAGAGGAUUAAAAAAAUUUCUUUCCAUCAGCCAUGGGUAUUUCGAGACAGGGUGUAUUAAAGAGUGGGUGUUUAUCCUGUGCGUGGCGAGUAUUAGAAUACUCUAGUCGCAUCAUAUCGACAAGAUUGAUUAGUUUGGACUAAGAACAAAUUUAUUAUCCAAAAUAGGCGACGAUACAACUUGAAGAGAAGCCAAACACGAGUUUAUGCCAGACUCUACAUAACAAACUUAUAGACGUCGUUGAUGACACCAGUUAACUUACAAAUUAGAAAUUACUGUACCGCGCCAUGAUGCAAGGGUCAACCAGGACCAACUAGGAUUAUAACCAGCAAACUGAUGAUUCCAUUUAAUCCGUUCUUGAUUUAAAACAAAUUACAAAGCAUCCUUUUGUUUUUCGUUCAUUCCAUGACUGCGGUUAACCGAAGAACUCGAUAUGAAAUUCUCUAUUCACCCUGCUGGCAUCAUCAGACUUAGGGUCCUUGGGGCAAGCAUUGGACUGAGAAAGACAAAUUCAAGAACCCUAAUCAACUCAUUGUGGAAAUUGAGUCGUAGAAGGUUCAUGUUGACUUGAAGGAACGGAUAGACACCUGAAUUCGAAGACAGAAACAUCAACAGAAGGAGCUCCAAUAAAUGGGAUAUUCUCAUUACUCGUGAUUUUCAGUGAUAAAAACGCAAGACAUAAAGACAAGGCAUUCGGAGAAAGUCAUAUUGCAAAGAGUUAAAAGCAGGUAAACAAGGAAUCAAGCUUCGUUCUUCAAGACACGGUUAAAUCAUUUGCAUUCUGGCUCAACGCAACUCGUAUUACCCAAACAAUGGCGUACUCUAUUAGGUCUCCAGAUUUAGUGAUUGUGAAAAGAUCACGUCAGAGGAACGUUAGCAGUAUUUCUUCCACAACUUAAGGUUCUGACAGAUCUUCAAGUGCAAGAUAUUGUCGAGUUCCUGUCUGUUAUCAAACUAAAACGAAACGUUCUACCAAAGAGGUGUCAACCUGUCAUCGCCGGUACUCCACCAAAGGUGUUCCAGUUCUCAACCCGAAGACAAAAGGACAACCAAAGAAAAAGAGAAGCCUCAUAUCAAGGCAUUAAGAGCUCGUCGCCUUGAAGAUGGAUUUCACUUCCACUAUCGCAGCAAAGAACAUCAGCAAUGUGUCAACCACAGCGCCACCGCCUGUAGGCGGAUUGUACGAUCCACUAUGGGCCAUCGUACUACGCUGGACUAUAGGAGGCAUUAUAGUUCUUGUGGGGUCCGUUGGCAAUGUUAUGGUUUGCGCUGUGGUGUAUAAGAACCAAAGAAUGCAGACAGCCAUGAACCUGUUUCUUGUGAAUUUGGCAGUGUGGGAUAUACUUGUGUGCUUAUUCAACAUUCCGUUCACAUUGAUUUACAAUCAGUUAAAGUCUUGGCCUUUUGGACUCUUCUGGUGCAAGACAAUGCCGACCUUGCAGGUUAUGAAUCUCAGUGCAUCUACUGGUUCGCUGGUAGCCAUCACCAUUGAACGUUAUCGUGCAAUCUGCCUUCCAUUCACACCACCCCUGUCAAAAUUUCAAGCGAAGCUAAUAAUAGCAGUCGUUUCAAUGACCUCCUUUCUGGUCGCCCUGCCUGAAGUGGGGGCUUACCAGCUAGGUCCACCAUUUGGCUGCGGGGAAUUUUUCCCAACCCCAACUCUAAGAAAGGCAUAUUCGCUUCUUCUCUUCCUGGCCUGCUACCUGUUACCGCUGUUGUUUAUUGCCCCAGCUUACACAAGGAUGAUCUAUAAAUUAUGGAACGACCGAGACGAAAACUCUCCAGGCAGUGGAGUGUCCGAGGAUCCCAAAAACAGUAAAAGAAAACGAAACGUUCUCAAGAUGAUGGUCAUUGUUGUCGUAUGUUAUGCUAUUUGUAUGAUGCCUACGUAUGCCAUGUUCCUGUGGCUUGACUUCGGUUUAACAGGAGAUCCACCGUUUUACUUCUUUACACUACUUGGUUUUACGCAGAUCGUAAAUUUCUUCAACAGCUGUGUAAACCCUAUCAUUUACUGGUGCCUUAGUGAUCAGUUCUCUAAAGGAUUCAAGAAAAUUUUACGGUGCCACAAAUUCGGUUCAUGGACUAGACAACAUUCGUCUACGUCGUCAUCUGAGCCAAACGUUCAAUCUGCUGCUAAUCCCAACACUGUACCCACAAAAGUAUGACGUGAGGGUGAGACACAAUGAAUAGGGGCUGCACGAAGAUGGUUGUCUAGUUAGUUCAACGUGAACGUUGUAGAACGGCAGCGUCAAUUCUCCAUGGCGUUUACAUUGAGAAUGUGACAGGAAUCCGAAUCAGCAUAGAGCUGGUCGAGCACUCUACCGGCAAGGAUUUAUACUGUAACAAGCAUGUGACAAAAUGUAACGGUGUUGUUUCACACAACGCUGGAAACUUCUGAAACCGUCGCCAAGUUACAAGAGAUCUACAUUGCAGUGGACUACAGUUGGAGCAGGAUUUGGAAGGACAGAAAUAACAGUAAUACGCUCUUUGAGCCAAUUCUCUAUUUUCCAACUGCCCAUAAUUCACUCUGUUUGCUCCCCAAAUUUUGCAUAAACUAUUGUUGUGAAAUGCUCUUGGGAAUAUGCAGACCUCCCAAGAGUAUUUGACAACAAUGGUUUAUACAAAAUUUGGGGGGCAAACAGAGUGAAUUAAGGCCAAUUGGAAGAAUAGAAGAAUAGAGAAUGCAAAGGCAAAGACUUUAAUUUGCAGCUGAGUGUACGACGAAAGUUAAGAUUGGGAAUCCUGUGAUCCGAAAAACGCGUAAGAACAAAACGGUUUUACGGUUGGAAGAGGGCUUAGCACUUGAUGAUGGAUACAUAUUUUAUGCCCGACAUAAUGGUGUCAAGCUGUGUCAGAACUCCGGUACUGACGUUACUGGGGAAUAGGCGGGCUCUAACUACCGAUAUAAACCGUGAAUGCAUGGCCACCUAUGCUCGCCAAAAAGCCGUACCAAAGAGGGCAAAGUUGAAGCUAUACCUACAUAUUUUAGAAGAAAGAGUCAAAUUAUUAGUUGGUUAUUGCUUCGAUGCGCACCCUAAACUGAACAAUCCCUCUAGCUGGACAAAGUUUUAGUUACUUAGGCAAAAACAAAAAUAUGUUAACGUUCGAA
This is a messenger RNA of Orbicella faveolata, 5750 nucleotides long. Its product is annotated as neuropeptide FF receptor 1-like. Gene Ontology annotation, molecular function: neuropeptide Y receptor activity. Lineage: Eukaryota; Metazoa; Cnidaria; Anthozoa; Scleractinia; Merulinidae. Gene Ontology annotation, cellular component: plasma membrane. The record is from RefSeq and is a predicted model, not a curated record. Gene Ontology annotation, biological process: G protein-coupled receptor signaling pathway.